GGUUCAGCGGUGUAGGUCUGCCGGUCACGCUGCUAUCGGUCCGAUGGCGCCGCUCGGCCGCGCUCCGGCGGCGGGCGCGGCCAGGUCACGGCGCCGAGUUCACUGGCCGUCCAGCCGGGCGGAGAGGCGCCGCCGGGCGCGCACCGGUCCGCCGCGCGACCGGUGCCAACAGCAGACGUCCAGCCGAGACCAGACCGGGCGCACGGAGGCAGACGGGCGGCCGCCCAGCACAGCUGACCGCAGGGCCGGCCAGACCAGGCUGCCUGCCAGUUGCCACCUUGACCGUGCCUUGACCCAGCUGCCGACCUCAGCGGCACCCGGCUCGCCGCUCGGCGGUGUCCUGGUGUGACGUCACUGUCCUGAGCGGACGCAGCGGGCCCGGUGACCCAGUGAGACAAGCGCAGUCAGCGUGGACAGCCCGAGCGCGACCUCAGGCAGAUCGCCCGUCGCCAGCUAGUGCUCCGUGACCCACGCCGCGCAGGGCGCUCCGUGUAGCGCUCCGUGAAUCGCUCCGUGACGUGCUCCGUGACUCUCUGCGUGACGUGCCCCGUGACGCGGCCAGGACCUGUUCCGUGCCGCGCUCCGUGACGCGGUCGGGGGCGCGUCCGUGACAGGUAUCCGUGAAGCCCGGCGGGUGGGCGGCGCGGUGUCACGAGCGAUGGCCAACCCGGACUCGUGGGUGCGCUCCGGGUACUCGGUGUUCUGGUCGCGGCCCGGCGCCGGCUCGCACGACUACCAGCCGCUGGGCGCCACCCGACGGCCGCGGCCGCGCCGGCUGCGCGGCUGGCAGCCGCUGGCCGUGCUCCUGGUGCUGGCCGUGCUGGGGCUCAGCACGCUCGGCCUGGUGGCGCACCGGCCGGCCGCCUCUCUCGGCGUCAGGAAGGGCUCCUCCGGCGUAAGGAUGGCGCUCAGCGGCGAGGGACAGGGCGAUGUCGCCACUCAGGGAGAGGCGCACGGGCCAGUUGACGUGUCAGGUCCAAUGGAGGCUCCGGGACCGAUCAGCGACUCGGAGGGCAGCGAGAAACAGUCACCGGCGCCGGGAGACGGAGAACGCCACCAGCCCAAGGGUGGACGGCCAGCGGCGCGAGCGGCAGAGCAACUGGCCCCUCCCGCUGAACGGGAGCGGCCGCAGCCGACGAAGACGGCCCAGGAAAGACGGCCCGACGGAGACGCUGGUGGCGAAUCAGGCACUUCUAGCACCGAUAAGGAAGCCGGUCCGAGUGAGGUGCUGGUCGUGCUCGGUUCACCCGCCGCCGGCGACACUACCCUCGAUGCGUCUGGAAAUACCAGUCCAGUUCAGGGAGACUGACCACAGUCGGUGAAUAGCGGCAACGGCACCCGUUCAAUACCAUUCAGCUAUAUGAAGAUAUCCAUAGAUCAGGUCGUCCCCUGCCCACAGGCACCAGGAUCUCAUCCAGAUGGCAUUGAUGUACGCCGCUGAUGCACGGCAUCAUGUGACGCUCGCCGUAUACCGAGCCAUCUUGUUAUGGAAUGGAUAUCGAACGGUUGGGUCCAGGACACUGUCGUCCCUACUGCCGUGCGUUUCUGGGAAACGAUAGGAAUCUGAACUGUGAUUUGUAUGGCUAAAACCACUUCUCGUGGUUCGAGAGCCCCACAGACGUGCACAUUUAUGUAAAUGUUUAUGUCAUUAGUAAUACAUUGCUAUUGUA
Amphibalanus amphitrite is the source of this 1670-nucleotide messenger RNA. RefSeq names its product skin secretory protein xP2-like. Lineage: Eukaryota; Metazoa; Arthropoda; Thecostraca; Balanomorpha; Balanidae. The transcript has 2 exons. The record is from RefSeq and is a predicted model, not a curated record. Bases 659 to 1309 code for a protein of 216 amino acids.